Messenger RNA from Dentiscutata erythropus, 121 nucleotides. NCBI's taxonomy places the organism in Eukaryota, Fungi, Glomeromycota, Glomeromycetes, Diversisporales, Gigasporaceae. The record is from the annotation of a GenBank genome assembly.
AUGGGAAUUUCACUUGAAGAAUAUGACCGCUUGAUAGGAGAAAUUGAAAAUGAAAUGAAAGAACAAUGUGACGAAAAAUAUUUUAAACACAAAAAAGUACUUGCAAGAAAGAAAGAUGUGG